AUAUAAAACAAAGUGUUUGCCUAACCAAGUUUUCCACACAUAGAGAGAGAGAGAGAGAGAGAGAGAGAGAGAAAGAGAGAGAGAGAUAAACAAGAGGGCGUGCAAACACGACAUAGACAAAGUGAACCACGUUAGAGAAAGGGCUAAUUAGUCGGUUGGUAAUGUUCUCCAAUCUCCAUACCUUUCAAUCCAAGACUAGUUGUACUGGCCCCUAAUAUUCCUCCCCACCAUUACAGCUCUCCAAGCAAAAAAAAAAAAAAAAAACACUCAUUUCUUCUUCAAUAUCAUCUCGCAAAAUUAUAAGGCUCUUCUUUCUUGUGUCUAAUUAGUUUCUACUUCUAAUGAGGAAGCUUUGUCCAAAUUUCGACCGGGAAGAUGCGCUCGAAACCGUCCUCGAGGUCCCGAUCCCGGAGGAGAUGUUCGCUUCCUCUAACAAGAGCGCCGUCAUUUCGUGGCAAAAUAUGAAGGCCUGGAUGAGGUCGUCCGACCGCUCGCAGCAUCCUUCCAACAUGGCCGCCGUCUUUGGCGGCCGCCACGCUGAGAUCCAACUCUUGCUCGGUGUCGUCGGAGCUCCGCUUAUUCCUCUUCCAAUCGCUUGCGACCACCAAAUCAUCACUCGCAACAUUAAAGACCAUCCCAUUGAGGCUUCAAUGGCUAAAUACAUAGUGAAGCAGUACAUAGCGGCAAUUGGGGGAGAAAAGGCGCUGAAUUCGAUAGAGAGCAUGUACGCGAUGGGGAAGGUGAAGAUGGCGGCUUCGGACUUUUGUUCGAGAGAAAAAAGUCUGAAUAGCAACAAGGGGAUGAAGAUGAAGAGCUUGAGAUCACAAGGGGAGAUGGGAGGGUUCGUGUUGUGGCAGAAGGGGCCCGAGUUGUGGUGCUUAGAGUUGGUGGUGUCAGGGUGCAAAAUUAGCGCGGGGAGUGAUGGUAAAGUGGCUUGGAGGCAAACCCCUUGGCACCACUCCCACGCCUCUCGUGGCCCACCUCGCCCUCUAAGGCGUUUCUUACAGGGUCUUGAUCCAAGGUCCACUGCAAAUUUGUUCUCAAAUUCCGUUUGUGUCGGCGAAAAGGCGAUAAACGAUGAGGAUUGCUUCAUCCUAAAACUAGAAGCCGAUUCAUCAAUCCUAAGGGCAAGAAGCAGCAAUAACGUGGAGAUAAUACGACACACCGUUUGGGGUUACUUCAGCCAAAGAACAGGCCUCUUGGUACAACUAGAGGAUUCUCACCUCCUCAGGAUCAAAGCUGCCUCCUCCGAGAACAACGACAGCAUUUUCUGGGAAACGACAAUGGAGUCCCUGAUCGAAGACUACCGAACCGUCGACGGCGUCAACAUCGCCCACGCCGGCAGGACGUCGGUGUCGCUCUUCCGGUUCGGCGAGAACUCGCAAAGCCAUUCGAGGACGGGAAUGGAAGAAGUUUGGGCGAUAGAAGAAGUGGACUUCAACAUAAAGGGUCUUUCCAUGGACUGUUUUUUGCCUCCUGCCGAUCUUAAGAAAGAGGAUCAAGAAACUUGUGGUGGUUUAGUGACCAGUACUACUACUAAUGCCCGAUUGCCCUUCAAAAUUCGGUCGGCUUCUCUCAGGAUUAGCGCUUCUAAAGUAGCCGCCGUUGAUUUGGAUGACCAUGAAAACAUCAUUAGUACUAGUACUGAUGAUGACGACGACGAACACGAAGAAGAAGAAUUUUAAACUAGUUGCGUUUUUCUUGGUCACUCUAAUUAAUCUUGUACAUAUAUAAAUAGCGCCAAAUUAAAAUACAUGAUAUUUGCAUUAUUUAGUUUAUCUUACACACGUUAGUUCUGGUAGCAGAUUGAGCUUUUCAAAAAUAGUAUCAUAGCUUUUGUUAUGUUGCGUUUUACCACAAUGUAUGUAACAUGGUCCCAAUUUUACAAAUAAUAAUAACAGGGGUCAAGUUUUUUU
Molecule: messenger RNA, 1916 nt
Organism: Morus notabilis
Lineage: Eukaryota; Viridiplantae; Streptophyta; Magnoliopsida; Rosales; Moraceae
Exons: 3
Coding region: 342-1685 (447 amino acids)
Source: RefSeq, a predicted model, not a curated record